CACUGGGAUUUACAGCAUCCAGACAUCCAAUCACAAGGCGCGAUGGUCGAGCGUCCGGUUCAGCCAUGUUGUGGUUUUGAAUGAGGAAGAAGCGGGAGAUAAUAUACUUCAACGAGUUUAUAUUCAAUUUAAAGUCAAGUUGAUGAUAUAUAAAUGAGUUAGGACGUGACUCAAAAUGAUAACCGUUUUUCCGAAGGCGUUAGUUGCGACUUGUCGCAUUCCUGCUGGAAUUUAAACUUCCUUCCAUAAAUUAGCCGUUGUAGCUAGCAGCGUUAGCUAGCGAGGCAGUUAGCAUAGCGUGCUAGCUAGGCAACCAGCUAAUUCUCAGCUAGCUAGCUAACGGUUAGCUCGUUUCGUGGGAAAGUAAAAUGAUAAUUGUGAGGAGCGCUAGCCUUUAAAAUAGCCUCAGCCAACCUGCCUCAGUCGAAUGAAGCGCACUAGCUUAAUUCGGUUCGACUAUAUUGACAGGUAGACGGCUACAGCGAUUUAUCUUUAAAACCAGCGGCGAUAUUUCUAAAACUUUUUGAGCCAUGUUGAAUAAAAUCUACGAAUGGAUUGAAACGAGCUUUGCCAAUCUUCGCAACGGAGUGCCAGCUGCUGCGGAGCACUCUGAUGCACAGCCGCCACAGGGAGACGGUCCGGUGAGGAGGAAAAGACCCAUUGAAUGUUUGGAAGAUGGACAUAACAUCGACCAAGAUGGUAUGAUUAUAAAGAAAUCUCGAAUGGGAGAUCUUAUUGACACAGUCAAGGUUGCAGCUGAAGGGGUUAAGAAUCACAGCUCCAGUGUGGCUACAUGGAUGAGGAACAAUGUAAGCCCUACCUUGAGAAAUAUACUGCCUACCUCCCCUGGUCCUCCACCUGAGGAGCCACAGCCAUCAACAUCAGCAGCAGUCUGGGCUGGGAUGCCGAUUGCUGAAAGAAACUGUUUGGAUGAGACGUUUGUUGCUCCCUCAACAACUUUGGAAUGGAAAUCAUCUAAAACAGAAUGGUUGCGCAAUGAGAAGUCCACUAUGGGAGCAAAAGUCUGUAGGCGACAAGUGUGCAUGAGUCCUACACAUCGAGAAGUGCCAAAAACAAAUGGUCACUCAGUCAACUUGCCACCCACCUUUACCCCUAAAUUGCACCCCCCUCCACGGCUAGGCAGGCCCCUAAACCUCCGACAGUAUGGAGCACCAAGUUUAAGUGGAGUGGCAAGCAGCUCGUGCACCAGCAUGUAUGAGAAGACGUUUCCCAUCAAAGUGGUGCAGAGCCCAACACACAGCACCUCAUCUGGGCGCAUGCACAACACCAGGCCCCGCUGCACAGCACAGGAGUCUGUUCGUGAAGAGGAGAAGGAGGUCUAUAGGCAGCUUCUGACCAUGGUUUCUGGUGGUCAGUCCUCUUUCCUUCAAAACGGCAGCUCACACGCCAUCGUGAGGUCACACAGGGAUUUCACCAGCUUCCUGACUACCAGCCGCAGACUGCUGCAGUGCUCUUCUCCUAAUGGGUCAGCAGCAGGAGGAACUUCAGAGGGACCCAGCAGCCCCCCCAGCCCCAGGGGGGUGUCUAGCCAGAGCUCCAGCAAUAUCCCCAGCCCAGUGGGGGCCUCCAGCAGGCCAGGGAUCCAAACAUGGUCUCUGGACACAGACCUCAGCUCCAGCAGAGCAGCUACUCUCACAUCAGUUCCCUCUCCAUCCGCUCUGCAGGAUAACUCCUCUCAGGACACACAAUCAUCAGCUCAUGAUGGUGACUCUGUAAUUAUUGUAAAUGAGCGAAAGGGUAAAAAGCAAGACAGCUCAAGUGUGCCAUGUUUCCAAGCAGAGUUAUGGAUCAAAGAAUUGACUAGUAUGUAUGAUUCCCGGGCGAGAGAAAGACGGAGACAGAUUGAAGAGCAGGAGGCCCUGGCUGCCCAGCUGCUGCGACAGCGCCUGUCUGAAGAGGGGCAACGCAGCCCAGAUGUGGAGGUCCAUGUUCGAGUUCCUUUGGAGAAGGAGGUUCCUCUGCCUCUUGUAAUAGAAGAACAGAAAGCUUUGGAAGAGAAACCAGAAUUCCCAGAAAUGACGGAGGAAAUGGAGUCUGAGGUGAACAAGGCACUAAGAAGAGGUAAUCAUGAAGUUUUAAGUGAAGGUUUUGGUCUCAGUCUGACACGCAAAGACCUACAGACCCUCAGCAACCUUAACUGGCUCAAUGAUGAGGUGAUCAACUUUUACAUGAACCUGCUGGUGGAGCGCAGCAAGGACCCUAACCUGCCAUCAGCCAAUACAUUCAACACUUUCUUCUAUCCCAAGCUGCGCAGCAGCGGCUACUCUGCUGUCCGCCGCUGGACCAAAAAGACGGACAUCUUUGCAAAAGACAUCCUGCUGGUUCCUGUCCACUUGGGGGUGCACUGGUGUCUCUCUGUGGUGGAUUUCCGCAAAAAGGCGAUCAUGUACUUUGAUUCCAUGGGAGGAAACAAUGAUGAAGCAUGCAGAAUAUUGUUUGAUUACCUGCAACAAGAAAGCAAGGACAAGAAGGGCAAAGAACUGGAUACCUCAGGCUGGAGUCUGCACAGCAAAAAGCGCAACGAAAUCCCACAGCAGAUGAAUGGUAGCGACUGUGGAAUGUUCACAUGCAAAUAUGCAGAUUACAUUACCAAAGACAAGCCAAUCACAUUCACACAGAAACACAUGCCCUACUUCAGAAAAAGGAUGGUUUGGGAGAUACUAAACCACAAGCUGUUGUGAUAUCAGCAUGAGGGUUUUGAACUUGUAUAGUCUGCUCGAGUCAAAGCGAUGGCUGAGCUACAUUCAACACCAGGAUCCAUCUACAGUAUUCCUGUUCUGGGAAAGACUUGCACACCAGCUCAUCAGGUCAGGAACCAGCAUCCUCUACUUCAACCACCCCUUAGCUGAUGGGAUGUUGCUGGAGCACCAAGCACUGCCACCCACUCCUCUACUCUGUUGUUUGUUUUUGGUGCACCCAUGGAACGUCAGUACAGCAGCUGAAACACUGCGUGUUUUCUAUUUCUCAGCCUGAACUGUACUGACUUACAAACCAUACUCUGAGCUGCAAUGUUCAGUCUGAUGCAGACCUACAAAGUUUACAUGUUUUUGUCUUACAGGGAGAUGAGCGCAUAUGCCACGUAAUUUUUAUAACGACAGUAAUGCUGCGUUUUGGUGUCAAUGUUUGAUACUCAGUCUGUUCAGAGGAAAAUUGACUUUACCUCGAAAGCUGAAAUUUCUAGUCUUAAACAUCUGUCUCUUUGUAUUCAGGCAUGAGGCUUUUUUUUUGUUUUGUUUUUUAUUUCAAUAAUAUCAACAUUUCACCUAAAACAACUAUUUUUGUAAUUUGUUUGAUUAAAAGGCACAAAAGUCCUUAAACACUGCCUCAGAGUAUGAUUUAUAACGAAACAGAAUGUUUCACCUUGCCACAGACAGUUUAGGUAAAACCCUAAAACAGGCGGGGUAAAAUAAACAUGUUUGUCUUGAUAAAAGAUUGUAAAGUAAGGUUCAAAGUCUAUUUUAUGUAUUUCAGAGUCUCCUACAGCAGCUUUUGGGCAUAUUCAGUAUAUUUUGAACUUUGUAUAUACUAAAAACAUAUAAGGCCUCUUGAACAGUGUAAUAUACCUUUUUCUUUACGUAUUUCUUAUCUAUUUUUAUCUAGAAACAAGUCUGUUUUAGAAAUAAAUCUCAUGUAUUGUGACUGUUCUUUGUGUAUUACCUUAAAGUCUAUUCGGUUUGAUAUAAAAGAAAAAAACUGCCACAUUUGAUAAUUUGAUAAACAUGAGAGAACCUGA
This is a messenger RNA of Centropristis striata (black sea bass), 3754 nucleotides long. It is a transcript of the gene senp1, whose product is annotated as SUMO specific peptidase 1. The record is from RefSeq and is a predicted model, not a curated record. The transcript is spliced from 18 exons. Bases 531 to 2702 code for a protein of 723 amino acids. Lineage: Eukaryota; Metazoa; Chordata; Actinopteri; Perciformes; Serranidae. Gene Ontology annotation, biological process: protein desumoylation. Gene Ontology annotation, molecular function: deSUMOylase activity. Gene Ontology annotation, cellular component: nucleus.